Messenger RNA from Stereum hirsutum FP-91666 SS1, 1150 nucleotides. RefSeq lists its product as uncharacterized. The record is from RefSeq and is a predicted model, not a curated record. Lineage: Eukaryota; Fungi; Basidiomycota; Agaricomycetes; Russulales; Stereaceae. The transcript has 6 exons. Bases 82 to 702 code for a protein of 206 amino acids.
CUCUUUCGCUUCCUGUUCUCAUCCAUACCCUGAGUCUUCUUCCUCACAAGCCUUCGAGCUCUUCAUUCUUACCAGUCCAGCAUGAUUUCCGCACUCACCCUCCUUGUCUUGGUCCCCCUUGCCUCUGCCACCAUUACUCUCAAUGUUCCCUCAGACUUGACUUCCGGGGGCACCACCACCAUAACGUGGACUAGUGAGAGUGGGGACCCCGACGUGUUUUCGUUGGAACUCGUUAACCAGCAGUUCAACAACGCAUUUGCCAUCGGUAACAACAUCCAGACUUCUGAUGGUACUAUCACCCUAGGGUUGCCUGCUGUUCCCGUUGGCGAUGGCUACCAGCUCGAGGCCGUCAACAUUAGCGACAUCAACGAUGUCCUUGGCACCACCGGUGACUUCGCGAUCGCUUCUGCCACGAGCACCUCCACGUCGGCGUCGUCCACGUCGGCCUCUGCUAGUUCCUCGGGAAGUGCAUCUUCUGCUUCUGUGACGAGUGCCGCCAGUUCCAGCAGUUCCGCCUUCGGGUCUACCAUCAGUGGCUCUUCUGCAGCCUCCACCUCUUCAGGCAGCUCCACCGCGACGUCUGCCAGCUCGACCCCAAGCAGCUUCAACGCCGCCUCUCCCUCUAAGUUCCAGCUCAACGUUGGCUCCGUCGGCGCCAUGCUCUUUGGUGCCUUCCUCGGUGCUGCCGUCUUGGCCAUCUGAGCAUGCAUACGACUGCAAUGCGUUGUCAUGCGGAUCGGAGUCUGGUCAUGGCUCCAGUUGAAAGACUCUUCCCUCGGACAUUUAGGCUUCUUGGGACUUUGGUAGUUGGGUAGUUGAUUGACACGUUCAUCCCCCACUCAACGUCGGUUUUCGGACUCUGGAUUUACCCCUUUUUUCCCUUCACCACUCCAUGGACUUCCUGCACAUACAUUAUUGGACCAUAUUUGUUUGUUAUUGAUAGUCCAGUACAUGGUGUCAGACCUUACACUCAUUAGUAUCCUACAGGUUCUUUAUGUCGCCUUCUCACGUUGUGCACGUUUUGUAGAAUGACUGUUCUCUUCUCAGCGUCGCUGCCUCUCACGACACAUCGGUAAUCCCAUUGCAUCCCACCAGUUUACGCCUUGUCACCCCAUGCAUCGCGUCUUGUCCUGUCUUGACAGACAGUCCG